UACGUGCGUUAUAAACAAUAUCGGUGCUACGGGAUAUGCCUUCCAUUGUAGCCCAUUCGAAGAUGCAUCUUUCAUUGUAGAGGGAAGAGGAAGAAGUGUGAUGGAGAAGCAAUAUUCCCAGGAGUUCUUCGCUUCCUUCGUGGAGCAGCUUCAACAAGUGUGUCGGAAUUAUUUAAACUUCAGUCAGUUUGUGGAGGUCAGUGGCUAUGUGUGUGUGGAGAUCGACAACCUGAGGAAAGAGAGAUACGUCCUGAGUGAACUGCUACAGAGCAGUGGUAAUGUGGUCAGUGAGAGCUACUGUACAAAGGCUUUCAAGACUUUGAGAAAUUCAAAAAAUGUGUCAUCGUCAGAUGUGAGUGCAAGACUAGGGCUACCUCUAACUUCAAGGACCAAUUUCAAUAGGAACAAAUCAAACUAUGGACAGAGUGAUCAAAGACUGGUCUCAAAUCAAAAUAUGUUUGGUCAACAGGGACAGAGGUCUGAAUUCUUAACCAGAAUCAAACCAGUUCCAUCUCGACAACUCGGCCAUACUGUUACAAAUGAUGAUGAUGACUGUAGAAGUAUUUCAAGUCCUGUCAAGAGAGGUGACAUAUCUGCUGUCAGAAAUUGUCAGUCAAGGGUUCCAGUAUCCCAGCUGAAGCAGACUUCACACAGAAAUAUUCGAUGCAGCAGAACAGACAAUAUUUGAAUGUUGAUUCAGCUAGUGUUCAAGGCCAAAGAGUGUUGCAGACUUCCAGUACAGAAAGGCCAAGGUCCAAAUCACUGCAUAUACACAGCAACUAUACAACUAGUCCAGGUUCUACGGUUAGUGAUGGCUCUGCUCUUCACAAUUUUGAAGUAAAAGGUGAAGAGGUCCAAGUGACAUUGCCUCAGUGUGUUGAUCUGGACAAUACAAGUUUUUCCCACAAAUCCCACCAGAAUGAUAACCCACAACACAACUUCACUGUUCAGUCACCCACCUCUUCCCCUGAUCAGUCUGAAGAAAGAGCACCUGUCAGAUCAAAACCUUUGUCCUCUGUGUUAACUGUAAAUGAUGAUGAUGAAGAUGAAGUCAUAGAUCUGGAUUUGUUUGAAGAUGAUUUGGAAGAGAGUCUGACAAAUGAACCUUUUCCCAUGGAGGAAGACUCCCGAGACUCCACUGCUCCAGCUUCCCAUCCGAGUCCAAAUAUUCCCGCCUGUUUCGUCCAGAAAAGUUCCAGUGCCAUGAGUCCUGGGUCCAAACAUGUGAUGAAGUCAGCCAUUAAGCAGUUCCAGAGGUACCACUCUGACAAGUCCGGCCAGGACAUCGACCUGUGGUCCACUCCUCCUGAACAGCUGAAUGAGCUCCUGCUAGACUUCUACCAGGGUGGGAGAACACUCAACGGCAAAGAACUCACACCAGGAUCACUGAAAAAUGUGCAGAUAUACCUGGACAAAUACCUCCGAGAAGGAGGCUACCCAUUUUCACUUUCAAAGGAUGAGCACUUCAAAACUUCCAGAGAUUUCAUCAAAGCGAAAGUUCAUGAAAAUAGUAAAUAUGUUGUUGCGCAGAGACAUAUACCAGUGACUGACAUGGACAUUGAAAUUCUUUUUCAAACUCGCCAACUUGGAUCACAUAGCCCGGAAUCUGUUAUCAAUACUAUGUGGGUUCUCAAUUCCAAAUACUUUGCUAUUAAAAGACCUUCCGAACAUUUCAAUCUGAAAUGGGGGGACAUUGCUUUGAAAGUGGACGACCAAGGUCAUGAGUACCUUCGAGAGGCAGACCAAAGGCUAUGAGGCUUUUGCUCUCCGAGUAUUUGCAAAUUCAGAUAUUCCUGAAAGGUGUUUCGUCAAUGUGUACAAGCAGUACAUGGCUGCUCGACCAAAGUUGAUGCUUGAUGGAGCAAGUGCCUUUUAUCUGAAAGGCAACAAGUCCCCUGUGAUGGAUGUGUGGUUCCUCCCAGAGUCCAUGUCCUGGUGCUCGCUUAUCAACCUCUGGAAGAGGAUGGUCAUUGGGAGUGGGCUGCCCAUCAAUAAAAAAAUAUUCUAGGAAGACGUCUGAUGUGUGGAGAUGGAGAAACAGUACUCAGUGGAGUUCUUUACCUCCUUUGUGGAGCAGCUUCAAGAUGUGUGUCGCAACUACCUCCACUUCAGUGAGUUUGUGGAGGUCAGUGGCUAUGUGUGUUUGGAGAUCGACAACAUGAAGAAGGAGAGAUACGUCCUGAGUGAACUGCUACAGAGCAGUGGCGAUGUGGUCAGUGAGAGCUACUGUACAAAGUCGUUCAGAACAUCCAGAAACUCAGGAAACCUGUCUCAACUUAGCACAACAACAAGUCCUCUGAGUGGGAGGCGGAACUUGUCAUGCAGAGGAGCAAAGUAAAGAGAGAACAUAGAACUAAGAUACAAUAUCAUCGGGGCAGACCAAGAAGUCCGUUGUGGCCUGAAAAGAACAGUAACCAUUAUACAAUAAUCAAUAAUGAUGAAAAAGAUUUGACAGAAAACAUGGAUCUGGAUGAUCAACCUUGGUUGAUCAAGCAAAAAUCCACUCCUGCUAGUAAACAACUGCAAAACUGGUCUACUCAGGGAUCAUUGUCCAGAAGCCCUCAGGGAUCAUUCUCCUCCCCACUGAGGAGCAACAAAUCUUCAGGACAUCAACUUACAACAGUCUCCCAUAUCCAGGAGGAGUCUGGACAUGAAGUAUCCGCAAUAUUGCCAAGUGACUUCCUCCUGGAGAAUGUAGAACAGAAGGUGAAGCAGGAACCGGAGUCCAUCUCAUCUGCUGCUUGUGAAGAGGAGGAUAUCACUGACCUUGCACUGUUUGAGGAUGAGGUGGAUGACAGUCAGGUUGACAAUCAGGAUGACAGUCAGGUUGACUUGCCUUCGUCCAUGGAGGAGGAUACUUCUCAGUAUUUGUUUCAACGUAGAGAAGCACCUUUACCUGAGGGUUCUGAAUCCCAUAGAACUCUUUUUGGCACCAGAAAGGCAUCUCCGAAGGGAUGCAGUCGGGGGACCGAGCAUGUGAUCAAAUAUGCUGUCAAUCAGUUUACCAGGUACCACCAAGAAAAAACUGGCAAACAUAUUGAUAUGUUGACUCUUUCUCCUAAAGCUCUCAACCCUCUUCUCCUCGACUUUUUCAAAGGGGUGAGGAAGUUGGAUGGGGGGUUGCCCACUGCUCACACUCUGAAGAAUCUCCAGUCACACCUGGACAGGUAUUUGAGGACCAGCGGCUAUCCCUGUUCAACCGUCAAAGACCCAAGGUUUCUGUCCUGCCAGUUGUACGUCAAGGCAAGGAUGGAGGAGAGCAAUGAAUUGGGUCCCUCACAGAGAUACAUACCUGUCAAUGAGGAUGAUAUUGAAAUGAUGUUCAAAUCCAACCAGCUUGGCGCCAAGAAUUCUGAAACUCUUCUAAACACAAUGUGGGUCUUGAAUUCUAAAUACUUAGGAAUCAAGAAACCCUCCGAGCACUACAACUUGAGGUGGGGGGAUAUUGUUGUCGGACAAGAUGAACAAGGACAGGAGUACCUUCAGAGGAGGAGGUCACAAAAAGCCAUGUUUCCUUUUAAAGUUUAUGGCAGACCUGACAACCCUGAUAGGUGCUUCCUGUCUUUCUUCAGAGAAUUCACUGCAAGACGCCCUGAGGCUGCAAUGGACAGUAAAUAUUUCUUCUACCUAAGGAUUAACAAGCAUUCUCAAAAUAGGUUUUACAACUCUGAGAAUAUGACAGUGCACCAGCUUGGUGUUCUCUGGAGGAAGAUGGCCAAUGAUUCUGGUCUGCCAGUGAACAAGAAAAUUCUGUAAUAUCUGUGGUUAAAUGAACACAUUUUCUGAAUAAUUCAUGUGACAUCACUCUAUAGUACCAAGCAUGUAUUAAACUGAAAGAAAGUAUACACUUAAUAAUAAUAAUAAACACUUAAUGAUAAUAAUAACCCUUAAAAUUUAUAAAAUGCCUUUCUAGGCUUCAUAUCCUGCCUUAAAGUGCACAAUCAGAUAAAUAUUACCCCGGAUUACCAAAGCUGGCUGUGAGGCGCAAGAUGGUUAAUCCUAUGUCUAGUCCCGCUGGGUACCCAUUUUUCGCUUGGUGAACACUUGUGUUUGAUGGUGGCUGAAAAUGUAGCAAUGGUUCUUCAAUGGGGAGGUAUUUGAUAUAUUUUCGUUUAAACAUUUAAGUUGUGAGUCUUUAGGCAACUGUUCUCAGUCUAGUGAUGUUUAAUAUCAUCUGUAAUUUGUUUGUCAAAUCCAAGUUUCAAGUGUAUACUUUCUUUUGGGUGUCAGUAUAUUUCCUGCGCAAUGUUUCAUCCAGAUAUCUGAACUAUUCAGUUGUUAUCUCGGUAUCUCCAAGUGGUUCGUUCCUUGUCACCAACUGCAUAUGCAACUGUGUUUUAUUUUGAGACAGGUGUAUGUGUUGCUACGUUAGCUCCUUGUAAGUUUUGAAUUAUUUAUGCUAAAGAAAGGUAAUAAAAUCAUGGAAGUGCCUUCUGUUCCCAUCCUGUAUUAUGUAAAGAAUAACACAAGUGAUUGGACAUUUUUUAAGAAUUUUGUAUCAGGUAGGAAGCUGUUGAAUAUUAUUAUUUUUAACAAAUGUAUAGAUAUAAGAUAAUUACUUGACUUAAAAUACAGUGUCAACUUAAGAAAAUACUGUGUAAUCAGUAUUUCAAAUACAAUCUGAAAUAUACAAUAUAUCAAUAAAUAUAUGAAAAUAUAUACUUGACAAAUAUACUGCAUGGUAAUUUAAUGCAGCACAUUAGCAAUACAUGAGAAUCUUCACAUGAUAUCUGUGCUGCAUUUGAUCUAGCUUGUACACAAAUACAGCUCAUGCCUUUUGUGCGAUGUGAUUGUUGCAGAUGCACAUGCUUAGAAUUUAGCUAAAAAUCUGCAUAGCAGAAAGGUCAGUAAAAUCUAGUUUAAACAGUUGAAUGAUGGCAUAGCUGUAUUUUAAUCUUCAAUUUUCACAUAUGCAUGCAUUUUUUCCUUGCUUCAUGGCAAUUAGAACGAGUAAGUUUGGCUUAAGUCUGUUAUUUAUAUAUUGUAGUAAUGUUUUAUCAGGGAAUACCCCGAUUUGCCCUGUACCUCUCAUUUGAUUUUGUUCAGUAUGCUGGAUUGCCUGGUCCAGACUCAAUUAUUUACAGACCUCCACCAUAUAGCUGGAAUAUUGCUGAGGGCGGCGUUAAACAACAAACCAACCAUCUAGUUUUGUUCCCAGUUAUUAUCAAAGACAUCCACAUGAGUGCAAAUAUGCCCUGUGUUUCUUAGCAACGAGCAAUAUUGUUUGUGUUUUAUGUCAUUCGCUUUAUUUUCAUCGUCUGUCAUUUUCAGUCUUGGCGUGACUGAGGGAAAGAAAAGAUACGUCUUCGUUUAGCAGUGCAUGUUUAGAAAUGGCAACAGAUGUGUAAUUUGUUUUGUCUUUUCAUCCAUAAUUGGUAUGAGCCUUCAGACUUUUUACUCUACAUCAUGUCUCGGUUGUAAUAAGAGUUAUAUUUUCAAUGAUUUGUUACUAUGUCAUUAAAAGAGUAAAUAACAGUA
Messenger RNA from Haliotis rubra (blacklip abalone), 5478 nucleotides. RefSeq lists its product as uncharacterized. NCBI's taxonomy places the organism in Eukaryota, Metazoa, Mollusca, Gastropoda, Lepetellida, Haliotidae. The coding region runs from base 2320 to 3756 and encodes 478 amino acids. The record is from RefSeq and is a predicted model, not a curated record. The transcript has 3 exons.